Echinops telfairi (small Madagascar hedgehog) is the source of this 2235-nucleotide messenger RNA. RefSeq names its product growth arrest specific 6 (gene GAS6). Gene Ontology annotation, molecular function: calcium ion binding. The transcript has 14 exons. The record is from RefSeq and is a predicted model, not a curated record. The coding region runs from base 1 to 1833 and encodes 610 amino acids. Lineage: Eukaryota; Metazoa; Chordata; Mammalia; Afrosoricida; Tenrecidae.
AUGGAAAUCUCCAAACUGGAGCUGGCGAAACUGAAAGAUAUGAACACGUCUCGCGACUAUUUUUACCCCAGAUACUUAGAGUGCAUUAAUAAAUAUGGAUCGCCAUACAACAAAAGUCCAAAUUUUGUUACGUGCGUUCAAAACUUGCCUGACCAGUGUACUCCGAACCCCUGCGAUAUGGAGGGCACCCAAGUCUGCCAAGACCUGAUGGGCAACUUCUACUGCCUGUGCAAAGCCGGCUGGCGGGGCCGGCUCUGUGACCAAGACGUCAACGAAUGCAGCCAGCAGAAUGGGGGCUGCAAUCAAAUUUGCUACAACCAGCUGGGCAGCUUCCACUGCGCCUGUUACAGCGGCUACUUGCUCUCCUCGGACAGCAGGACCUGUGAAGACAUCGAUGAGUGCGCAGAUGUGCAUGCCUGCGGGGAGGCACGCUGCAAGAACUUGCCAGGCUCCUACUCCUGCCUCUGCGAGGAAGGCUACAAGUACGACCCGGAGAAGAAGGCCUGCCUAGAUGUGGACGAAUGUGCGGCAAAGCCCUGUGAGCAGACCUGCGUUAAUUCCCCGGGGAGCUACACCUGCCACUGUGACGGGCGCGGGGGCCUCAGACUGUCGCAGAACAUGAACACCUGUGAGGACAUUUUGCCAUGCGUUCCUUUCAAUAUGGCCAGAAGUAUGAAGUCUUUAUAUCUGGGACGGAUGUUCAGUGGGACCCCCGUGAUCAGGCUACGUUUCAAAAGACUGCAGCCCACCAGACUUGUGGCUGAGUUCGAGUUUAGAACCUUUGACCCUGAAGGUGUCCUUUUCUUUGCCGGAGGCCAUCAAGACAGCACCUGGAUCGUCCUCGCCCUGUGGGCUGGCCGGUUGGAGCUGCAGCUCAGCUACAACGGGAUCGGCCGCGUCACCAGCAGUGGGCCCAUCAUCAACCACGGCAUGUGGCAAACGAUUUCCGUCGAGGAGCUGGAGCGGAAUCUCGUGGUCAAAGUCAACAAGGACGCUGUUAUGAAAAUAGCGGUGGCCGGGGACCUGUUUCAGCUGGACAGAGGACUGUACCACUUGAACCUUACAGUGGGGGGCAUUCCCUUUAAAGAGAAAGACCUCGUUCAGCCGAUAAACCCUCGCCUGGAUGGUUGUAUGCGGAGUUGGAACUGGUUGAAUGGCGAAGACACCACUAUCCAAGAAACAGUCAAAUUGAACACGAAAAUGCAAUGCUUCUCUGUGAUGGAAAGGGGGGCCUUCUUCCCAGGCAAUGGAUUCGCCUUCUUCAGCCUCAAUUACAUGCGGACGUCACUGGACGUGGGAACGGAAACGACCUGGGAAAUAGAAGUCAUUGCUCGGAUCCGCCCGGCCUCGGACACUGGCGUGCUGCUAGCGCUGAUGGGCGAGGACCGCACCGUCCCCUUCUCCGUGGCCCUGGUGGAUUACCACUCCACUAAGAAGCUCAAAAAGCAGCUGGUGGUCCUGGCUGUUGAGAAUGUCACCCUGUCCCUGAUGGAGAUCAAGGUCUGUGACAGUCAGGAGCACGUCGUGACGGUCUCUGUGAAGGAAGGGGAGGCGAGCCUGGUGGUGGACGGCACCAAGGGCCAGAGUGAAGUGAGCCCCGAGCAGCUGCAGGAAAGGCUGGCUGUGCUGAAGAGGCACCUGCAGGAACCUGUGCACACGUUCCUGGGGGGACUCCCAGAUGUUCCUGUGACUUCAGUGCCGGUCACAGCUUUCUACCAUGGCUGCCUGACUCUGGAGGUCAACCAGAAGGCCCUGGACUUGGACGAAGCCGCGUACAAACACAGUGAUAUCACAUCACACUCCUGUCCCCCCAUCGUGCACAACACGCCGUAGACUCCAAGGCCCCAGGAGGCCCACGCAUUUUUUAUCACGAGAACGUCCUCGCGCUUUUCCUUUUAAGAACCAACGGCAAGAAGACAGGGGAAGCCUGUUUCUGCCAGGGGCCCGCUGCUGCUUGCCACUAGUUGAGUUUUUCGUGGAACCCUCUGUCUCCCUUGUCACCUAGGUGUAAAUAGCCCGGAAGCCGGAUGUUGUUCAGAUCUGGAAGCACACGGAACUCCCAAGGGUCUGGAGGUGGGAGCCCGUCAUCAUAAAGGGAGCUGGGAGUCUGGCCACAUAGCAGCAUCGUCGACUUGAAGAAAAGAAAAAGUAAUUCUCUAUUAUUUUUAUUACCAAAUGCUUCUUUCUGACUUAAAGAGAUACGGGAAAAUAAAAUAUUUACAGAAAACGUUUUAA